Messenger RNA from Cylicocyclus nassatus, 520 nucleotides. Lineage: Eukaryota; Metazoa; Nematoda; Chromadorea; Rhabditida; Strongylidae. The record is from the annotation of a GenBank genome assembly.
UUUGCAGAUCCCUGCUUAUGUUGCCAGCUCUCACUUCGGUCUUUUCCAUCGGACUGUUGGCCCAUGCGGCUUACCAAUAUCAACAUGAUAUAAACUGGUGGAUGUAUGCUCCAGCUUAUGGAUUAGCUGGAGCUGUUUGUAUAUUCCCAUUGCCAUCAAGGUCUCUAUGGCGAAGUUUAUCGUCUGUAGCAAUUGUGGGCGGCGGCCUUCUGAUGCUCUUUCUUGCUUGGACCUUCCACGGAUUGGAAGGCAGUCCAGGUUUGGAGCUCAAGGAAGCGAAAAACUUGUUACCGAUCGCUUUGGGAGUAGCGAUAACUACCGGUACACGUUUAUCGCUCGACGCUAAUAGAAAAAUAGUACAUUAUUUUAGAUCUCUAGUAUUGCUGACGUUCUUUGUACUUAGCAUUCUUACAACCGUAUACUCUAUCAAAUUUUACAUAAUGUGAAAAUAGGUUUUAUGAUUGUUCGUAUUUCAUCCUGUUUUGGGAUAUCAUGCAUGUAAAUAAAUUUAUCAAAUAGU